Molecule: messenger RNA, 3184 nt
Organism: Ctenopharyngodon idella (grass carp)
Lineage: Eukaryota; Metazoa; Chordata; Actinopteri; Cypriniformes; Xenocyprididae
Gene: mos
Product: v-mos Moloney murine sarcoma viral oncogene homolog
Exons: 1
Coding region: 333-1325 (330 amino acids)
Biological process (GO): protein phosphorylation
Molecular function (GO): protein kinase activity; ATP binding
Source: RefSeq, a predicted model, not a curated record
GACGAUUAGUAAAUGCUGACAGGAUUUUCAUUUUUGGGUGAACUAUCCCUUUAAGGUAGAAAGAAACGAGUUGAAGUCCUCAAACAACAUGUGAUUUAUAAAGCUGUUUUACAUAAUUGUUUUAUUUAUCGGUAGCCUGUUAAAAUUCCGCCUACACAAAAGAACAGUUUCAUACAACAUUCAAAUUAUAUCUCUUGAGUCUUGACAUUUUCCCUCGGCUAGUGAUGGUCAUAUGACAGACGUGCAUAAAACGAUCACGUGAACUCUCCCACGCGAAACAAAACCCUAAAUUUAGAGAACAGCUAUAUUUGAGUUCACGGUUGCCAUGCACUAUGCCGUCACCAAUCCCCAUUACCCGACUAUUGCCAAAGGAUUUUGGGCUCGAGUUUGGCGCGUGCAGUAGCCCGCUAACCAAAACUGCGAGUGGAUCUACUCUGCGUGUUCCCACAAACACGUUUCACGGUAAAAUCGCCCACAGACUGUGGUCUUCUGUGAUCCACUGGCGAGAACUGCAGGUUCUGGAGCCCAUCGGCAGCGGUGGAUUCGGCAUGGUGUUCAAAGGCACAUACUUUGGCGAGACUGUUGCCAUGAAAAAAGUGAGAUGUGUGAAAAACAAACUGGCUUCGAGGCAGAGUUUCUGGGCGGAACUCAAUGCAGCGCACUUGCACCAUCAAAACAUUGUGCGCGUGAUUGCGGCUACCACGUGCACACCUGCGCACCUCAACACCAAAGACAACAUCGGUACGAUUGUAAUGGAGUUCGCAGGCGCCCUAAACCUACAUCAGGUCAUUUACGGACUCACAGACCCGUUGCCUAUGAACAGGUGCAUGAAAUAUUCAAUAGACAUCGCUCGCGCGCUCCAGCACUUGCACGCGCAUGGCAUAGUCCACUUGGAUGUAAAACCUGCCAAUGUUUUAGUAUCAGAACAGGGUGUUUGUAAACUCGCAGAUUUUGGGUGCUCUUUUAAACUGUCGAGCAAAAGCGACACCGUGACGCAUCUGAGUGAAAUCGGUGGCACGUUCACGCACCGCGCGCCUGAGCUUCUGAAAGGUGAGGAGGUUUCUACGCGCGUGGACAUUUAUUCUUUUGGCAUCACAGUGUGGCAGCUCCUCACCCGAGAGCCGCCGUACGAGGGAGACAGACAGCAUAUUCUGUACGCUGUUGUGGCAUAUAAUCUGCGCCCAUCCAUCACUGGGGAUGUUUUUAUUCAGUCAUCUUCUGGACAGACAUGUCAAAAGCUGAUCAGCCGGUGUUGGGACGGCGACCCCAACAUCCGACCGACCGCAGAUCAGCUCGUAAAUGAACUGUCUUUGAUCUUAUUGUGAAUUUGCACCACAGGUUCACAAAAUUUAUUAAUUUGAAAAGUUUUAUAUAUAUAUAUAUAUAUAUAUAAGUUAUAUAUAUAUAUUGUAAAUGUUUGCCUUUUUUAUUGUAAAACAAAAAUUAUUUUUUAAUAUCUAAAGAGCUUUAAUUAAAUGUUUUCUUGUUUAAAGUGAGACUUUUGUGAUUUGUUAUUUCUGAAUAUAAAUGUGAGGUGAUAUUUGCUUCAUAUUUUAUAUUUAUAAAUAAAUGUGAGGAGAAGGUGAGGUGGACGUUUGUGAAUUAGUUUUACUUUUGUAAAAUGCAUCUUAUUUUAUAUAUUAGUAAAUAAAGUUUUUAAGGUUCCAUAUGUUCGUAAUUUGGCACGUUUUACGCACAUAGUAACAUUCUUAAAAAAUAUAUGACGACUAAUUUUACAUGGAGCGGGUCGCCUUAUAAUGGCCGCCAUGUUGAGGUCACGCGAACAAUUGAUUAUUACUCGCUUUAUCUCGGGAAUUGCUUUGUUAUUGGACCACUUUGAUGGCAGAAUAAAUUAAUCAUGGAGAACAGAGCAUUUCAAACUUUUGAGUGAUGCUGCAUCUACGGCGCUAGGUGUCAGCACAUUCAAAUUGUGCAUAUUCAAUACAAGUAUAUUGACGAUCAUAGAUUUUUAAAAAAAUAAUUUGCUUUCGUGUAGAUCCCUGGACCAUUUUUAGAGUUUAGAUUGGUGACAAUUUCAAAAUUCUGCCAAGCUUUAUCGUUCUAAAGCUUAAUUUUUAAAUGACAACCAGAAACUUUAUUCCAUACAUUUGAGGCUCCCAAAAGUGUAAACAUGCCUAGACGGUAAUACUUUCGUCUUUUUAUGGCCCAUUUUCAUACUGCUUUAUUAUGAAAAUACUAAAAAUAGCCAAUUAAUUCAAAAUGUGCUACUCAAAUGUAAUCUGCCAUAUAAGUUUAUGCUAAAACCAACAUGGCCCUGUGAAUUUAAGCAAUAAUUUUACUAUUUCUAAUAUUUAAUAUAUUAUUACCUAUUUAAUACUACUUAAAUAUAUUAAAAAAAGAAGAUAUGGGGGCAAAAGUCUUUGCAUUGGUAACCACAAAACAUUUUUUCAAGCAAAAGAGAUUCAUGCCAAACCCAAAGAGCAAGUAUGCACUUCAUGUGGUGCAACUAAACCUUUAACAUUUUCUCUAGGUUUAUUAUUAAAGUGUUUUCAGUUUAAAAUCUUUGCAAAAGGUACCAUGUUCCUUGGAUAUAUUUAAUGUUUUUAUGAGCUCAUUUUCACAUGUUUUAAAAGCCAAAAUGCAAAUACCCGAGUCUUGAGACAUGAAUGAAACAAUGUCCACUUUAAACUGCACUUACGCUUUACUAUAAACAUGAGUGAUGAAAUUUUGGAACGUACCAAAAUAAAAGCUUAAUCAAUUCAGAAUUACUGCACCAAAAAAAAAAGACAAACCAGGCAUUGCAUCUCACGCAUUCUUGAACUGUGCUAUGUGUCGAGCCGAACCAAAUGUGACACGUGAUGGUCCAGCUAUGGAGUGUGAAUGUAAUGGAACUAGUUCUCAGAUAGAAAACUGGCAAUUCAGCUAUUGCUAGAUGUUUGACGUCAAACAUGAUUACGUUUUAUAAGCUGAGAUGCUGUACAGUUUUAGGACAUACAAAAGAAAAUUCAGAGGCUUAGAAAAAAAAAAUCAUGAUCAGUUAUUAAUAAUAUUAAUAUAGAAUUAUAUAUUAAUACCUACAAGGCUGUUAUUUCUUUAUUUUUUGUUCAAGUUUGCAACAUCAAUUCUUGUUUAAAAACGUUGAAAGUCUCUGUCUCACACGGGUAGCGUUUGAACAGAAUUGGCUUUUUUUUUUUUUUUUUUUCUUGGUCACCUCCGUCCUACA